Molecule: messenger RNA, 4520 nt
Organism: Parathielavia appendiculata
Lineage: Eukaryota; Fungi; Ascomycota; Sordariomycetes; Sordariales; Chaetomiaceae
Exons: 2
Coding region: 273-4025 (1250 amino acids)
Biological process (GO): heterochromatin formation
Cellular component (GO): ESC/E(Z) complex; nucleus
Molecular function (GO): chromatin binding; histone H3K27 methyltransferase activity; protein binding
Source: RefSeq, a predicted model, not a curated record
AUCACCAGCACAAUACCGGCAGCCAGCAAACACUCAACAAAAUACCUUGCAAAGUACCGGAUUGAGAUCUGUGAGAAACCGGUGUCGCUACAGCAUAACCGAUUCCGAGGUCAGGUGCCAGCAUAUCCGUUCCGGGUUGCCCUGUCCCCGCUGCAAACCAAACUGCAAAAGACAUAAAACAAGUCACCAGCCUGGAAAUCGAACAGAUGGGGUUGCAUGGUUGAUGCAGACAACCACGAAGAGCGGGGGACAACCGACAUGCGAGACCGGCCAUGGCCUCCGGCUUUUCCGACCUUGUCGAUUUGACAGUGGAGACGUCAUCCGACGAAGGUCUAACCGCAGACGACGUCGUUGUUGUCACCGCUGCCCGGCUGGUCCAAGUCAACCGCGAAAAUGACAGCGCUGCCGUCGCUUUUCCGGCUUCCAUACCGGCCAUGAAGCUCCUGUCACGAAAUUCCGACGUUACGACACGACCGAGUAGGGCACCGAGCCACGCAUCUACGUUGCGCAAACAUUCCCCUGAGAGGUUGCCUGGAAGAACCUCGGCGCAUGCCCGCGAUGGUAUCCCUUCCCAUGCCCCGCGCUUUUCCGCCCGAGAGGAAAUCAGGGACUCGCAAUCUCCUCCGCCCAGCAUUAAGUCCCCCGCCCGCCCGCGACAACCUACCCCGCAGCCAUCAGCUCGCCCGUCCAGAGGCCACCAGACGCCCAGGAGAAUGGACUGGACCGUCGACAAGAUAGCCAGCGCCCUGGCCGACCUCUCCGAGGAGGUCGGCGAAGGCCAUGCCCGGCUCGUCAACUUCGUGCUCGAAGAGGCCGACAAGAUGGCGCGGCAGCCCAGGCAUCUCAGCACGGUUGACACGUUUGCCAGCAUGUCGUCGAUUGCCAUUGACACCAGCAAUACGUUACCGCCGGACGUGGAGACCAUGGCUGUUAAGUUUAAGCAACACAGCGGAGAGUAUGGCAAGUCAAAAGGCAACGGGCGCCGGGCUGAAUACCCCGUGACCUGCAUCAAGCCAGACAGGGAGCCCGUACCGAAGUACAGAUUCCACCACGUGGAGAUCCGCAAGAACAUCCUCGCUCCUAACUCGAUGCUGAAUUUUGUACCUCAUCUCCGCGACGUCGACCCCAAUUCGGAGGAGGAGCAAAAGUACGCUGCGUGGCUUAGGGAUCUCGAGAACCUCGACAGCAAGUCCGGCUUCCAGAUCCAGAACCGGACCCAGAAGAUGGCCAAGAGGGCACAGAACGAAUACGCAGCCACCCUCGCCCCAUACCUGGAGCCGUGGCUUCGCAAACUGGCCAUUGAUGGCUGCACAAAAUCCACCUUGAUCCGCUACAUGGCGAACCAGCCGCAGAACGAAGACGCCAUCACUCCACAGCAAAAGUCCAACUUGCUCGACACGCACACCGAGAACAUUGGCACGCCUCACGCCGCAAGGGGAGCGCAGCUAUUUACAGAAGCCUUCGACCGCGUCUUCAACAACAACCGGAACCUGCGCCGCGUAGCCUUGCGCAAUAUCCUGAUGCUCGACAGGUCCGUCGAGCCCAUCCUGGACAACAAGCGAGCCAAGGACGGCCCCGGCUCCCAAAGACCUCGCGAUGAAGCGCUCAUGCAAAAGAUUGUGGAGGCUCUGGGAAGCUACUCAACCCUAGGAUGUCUGAUCUGCUUCAGCCAUGACUGCGAGCACGGCGAGAUCGAGCGGGAUAACCAGAAACGGUGCUUCUCGCUUGAAGAAAUAGGAGGCCUCGCGCCAACCCUCAGGAGAAAGUGGGCAGCGCAGGUCGAGGCCCAGAAAGACGGCCUGCUGAACGGCACAGCCCGUAGGCCAUCGCACCAGCCUUGCAGGAACCAGUGCUACCGGAGCUACAACACCGGCGAUCCUCAUCGAGAUGUUGAGCCUUGGACUGAGAACGAGAUAAGCGUGCUUGAGUGGGUAUUCGCGACUAUCGGCUACAGCCCGUCACUGAAAGCUCAGUGCUUUGUCGGUGCCGUGCUGGGCCGCUAUUGCUGGGAUGUCCACCGCAAGCUACAGGAGUUGGAUUUGUCGCUGCCACCUGUUGAGCCAUGCUCCGAGCCGCCCAAGCCCAAGGCGAUACCCUGGUAUGACCGCAAGAAGAAGCAGCUGUUGGGUGACUGGCAAGACGCGACCAUCACGCACGAGCACGCAGUGCGCGAACUCUUUGCGCCAUGCCAUCAUGACGGCCCUUGUACCGCGGCCAACGGGUGCCCUUGCGCUUCAGGAGGUUCUCACCCAGUGCUCUGCGAGCGCUUCUGUCUGUGCACGGCUGAGGAGUGUGCUCUCAAGUUCACCGGAUGCGCCUGCCACUCCUCUGGGAAGACAUGUCUCCAGCGGCAGAAGGAAGGGAAGCCAUGCAUCUGUGUGCAACUCAACCGGGAGUGCGACCCUGUGCUCUGCAGAGGGUGCGGUGCCAAGGAGAGGGCCGACCCGGACAACGCAUACGACGAGCAACUGCAUUCGACCGGGUGUCAGAACGUCGCCUUGCAGCGCGGAGCCCCCAAGGCGGUCCUGCUCGGCAAGUCGCAGCUUGAGGCAUGUGGCUAUGGCCUGUUCGCCGCCGAAGACAUCGCCCAAGACGAAUUCGUCAUCGAAUACACCGGCGAGCUUAUCAGCCACGACGAGGGCGUACGACGCGAGAACCGUCGGGGCGACGUCUUUGACGAGCAGAAUAAGGUCUCGUACUUGUUCACCUUGCUGGAACAGGAGGGCAUCUGGGUUGAUGCUGCCAUGUACGGCAAUCUCAGCCGGUACAUCAAUCACGCGUCCGACAGUUGCAACAUCAUGCCCCGAAUUAUGUACGUCAACCAUGAGUUUCGCAUCAAGUUCAUCGCGCUCCGCGACAUCAAAGCCGGAGAGGAGCUUUUCUUCAAUUACGGCGACAAUUUCCCCAACCUCACCAAAAAGCUCGUCGAGCGCAAUAACGAGAAGGCGGGAGAUAACAACAGUUCUGCUGGACAAAGGCGCAAGAGCAGCGGGCAGCGUCCCACUGCCCGCAAGACCACGUCCAAGGCGGAGGGCGAGGUCAUCGAUCACGGCCUCAGUGGACGCGACGAUGACGACGACAACUGGCUCGGCGAUAUACCCGCGAUAGAUGACGACGACGUAGGCGACGAAUGGGGCCACCCCACACAACGCCGCAAGAAGCGCGGCGGCAGACGACCAGGAGCAGGCCGCAAAAGGAAGUCGCACCAGCCGCCCGUCCCGGCGGAUACCCGGGACGAGGUGAGCCCUGGGUCGCAACUACGCAACGAGAGCAGCGGCGUCCAAGGCGAGAGGACCAAUUCUGACACGCCUAGCCGGCCCAAUCGCCCUCAUCGGUCCUCGAUCAAGCCCUCUUAUACAGCUUUGCUAAACCCGAAACAACAAGGCGUCGCUGGCUCCGGAUCAGGUUCCAGUGCCCCGGCAGAGCCCAUCAAAAAACCCUCUAAGCGAGGCGGUGCCCGACCCGGCGCAGGCCGGAAACCGAAGCAUCGACCACACGCACAGGGGGCAAUGCCGGGGCACCCAACCUCCUUGGCCCACCGCCCCAGCCAAGGCAGUAUCAGCAGCCUCAACAAUGACACGGAUAAAUCUACCCCAAAGAAGGGUGGUCAGACCGUCGUCACGGGGUCAACCCCAAAAGGGUCAACACCGAAGAGACCAGAGAGAGCCGCCACCACGACCAUGUCCACGCCAAGACGCGAAUCACACCGCAACAAGACUCCCGUGCGCUCGAGCGGCGGCGGCGGCGGCGGCACAGGAAGAAAGCGCCGACACACCGAGGUCGGGGCGGGAGAUUCCCGGAUCGACAGCCAGCGCAAUAACACCUCGGGCCUGUACCGUCAAGACACCUUCCAGCCGAUCGACGACUCGGCCUCAGCAGCCGGGAGUCGGGGAAGCAGAGGCAGCAGAGGCGGCAGCAGCCGGGGACAUAGGGGAGGCUCGUUGGAUGACGACGACGAUGACGUGGUCGACCGGUCGGCUAGGAAGAGACAGAAGCCGUGGCGGUAUCGGGACGAGGAGGAGUAGGCCUUCUGACUCGUCCGUCACUUGCGCACGGUGUGGCUGGGCUGUCGACGUUCGUCGGGCGGGUGGCGAGAGAUUUAUUCGAGGCUACCUCCAGCCUGUUAAUGGCAUCACAAUUGUAUUUGAUAGAAGCUUUGGAGGAUGGAAGGGCUUGGAAUCUAUUCGGCGUUACUCAAUACCGAUUUCAGAGGGCGCACGGUGCAAGGGUUACGGAAGUUCCUGAGCAAUAUGAGUAUUAUCCGAUUCAUUUGCUGCCUCUAGUCUUCUCCAGCCUUCUCCCUAUUUGCCAUCUAGUUAACUUCUUGAUACAUCCCAAAGCUCCAUCCCAACUCCGCCAACCAUCAGCUUGCCAGGGGCAAUGAGCUCCAAAUCCCCCGCGUCAGCCACCGAGCUGUAUCGAUUAUCCACCAAAGCAACCCGGAUCCCGCCCCCGACACUUCGCUCAACCCGCCAGAGCUUGACCCGCUGAUCGUUGCUCACCGUGGCAACUUCUGUGAC